AUGGCGACCUGCAACCAGCUCCUUCUCUCCGUCGUCGCCGUCGGUUGCGCCGUGGCGAUAGCCAUGCCCGGGGCGGCAGCCGAGGCCGCGCCGUUCCAGCCGAUCCCGAACGUGGACGCCCCCCAUAUCCAGGAGCUGGGCGAGUGGGCGGUGCGGGAGCACGUGAAGCAGGCGAACGACGGGCUCACGUUCAACAAGGUGUUCGGCGGCCAGUUCGAGGUCGUCGCCGGGCUACGCUACGUGUUCGACAUCGACGCGGUUGGCAGUGACGGCGUGGUCGGUGCUUAUACCGCGGAGGUGUACGUGCAGGACUGGACCAACACGCGCCUGCUCGUGUCUUUCAACUGA
Messenger RNA from Lolium rigidum, 348 nucleotides. RefSeq names its product cysteine proteinase inhibitor 6-like. The coding region runs from base 1 to 348 and encodes 115 amino acids. Gene Ontology annotation, molecular function: cysteine-type endopeptidase inhibitor activity. Lineage: Eukaryota; Viridiplantae; Streptophyta; Magnoliopsida; Poales; Poaceae. The transcript has a single exon. The record is from RefSeq and is a predicted model, not a curated record.